Salpingoeca rosetta is the source of this 1749-nucleotide messenger RNA. RefSeq lists its product as uncharacterized. The record is from RefSeq and is a predicted model, not a curated record. The transcript has 5 exons. The coding region runs from base 1 to 1749 and encodes 582 amino acids. NCBI's taxonomy places the organism in Eukaryota, Choanoflagellata, Craspedida, Salpingoecidae.
AUGCAGCCGUACGCGCUGGCUGGCGAUAUCGAAUCCAUUCUCGGCAUCUCCUUCUACGCAAGUGCGGCUGGCGUGCCGCUUGCACCUGCCAUCCACAGCACCAUCUUUGCCACGCUGCUGCGAGCGGACCUUGAGGAGCCCAGCAAACGGCGUCUAUGCCCAACACGAAGCGGGCUCUUUCGCGUGCGCUUGCCUCUGCAGGAGCACCACUCAUGGCACCACCCCGCAACACCGGGUGUUGUGACCGAUACUGGCACGCGCCCUGGGGCCCAAGGCACCAAGGCACCGCGACCCGGCACAGAGCAGCCGUGCAUUGUGUGGGUGAGUAACAAAGGUGAUCGCAGUGGCAGCAAUGGCAGCGACCGUGGCAGUGGUGGCCGCGGCGGAGACCACAACGGUGCGAAAGAGAAGCAGCAAGAUGGGGAGAACGCGCCAGCAACGAUCAAAGGUGGUGAUGGGAAGGGCGGCGGCGGUGUUGAUGGAGAUGGAGGCGCAUCAGGCCGCCCAGACAGUCGCGAGAGAAGACGCGCGUCCAUCCUCAUCCUGGAUAUGGAGCGGGUUGGCAAGCAACACAGAGCGCAUCUUCGUCACGCAACAACCGGCGUGGCAGGCGAGGACGGGUGCCGGGUGCAAGGGGCACGCGGUCGGCGUCCAAGUGCCCGCACACGCCCAGUCAACAGCAACAACAACAACAACAACAACAGCGAUGCCCGUCAAGUGACGAUGAAGCAGCAACAACAGCAACAACAACAACAGCAACAACAACAACAACAACAACAACAACAACAACAACAACAACAACAACAACAACAACAACAACAACAACAACAACAACAACAACAACAACAACAACAACAACAACAACAACAACAAGGACCACAUGACCACUGGGUUGGUGAGGGUCAGCCGAGCGAGAUGCGUGCGCUGGACAGAAUCGAGCAUCGGCAGCGUGCCGGCAAGCACGCGCAUGACGAAAGUGGCGACGGUGGUAGUGUUGUUGAUGACCACAACGAUGAUGACGAUGACGACGACGACGACGACGAUGAGUAUGACGAGUAUGAGUUUGCGCCAUGGGGUGGUGGUGAUGGGGAUGAGGACGACUACGACAGGGCAGGCAGCCGGUUUGCACGUGCCGGCGGUGCAAGGGGUGGUGGUUAUCGGGACGAGUUUGAGGACGGUGGGGAGCAGGACAUCUGGGGGGAGGGCUACGAGUAUGGCUUUGGGGAUGGUGCCGGUAAUGACGAGGGCGAUAGCAGCGAUGGCCACCAUGACGGUGACCUGCAUGAGGGCGAUGAAGAUGUGCUGGAACAGCCGUUCCACAGCGUGAUGUACUGUGGCGAGCCGGAGUACUUUCGCACCGACGAAGACAGCUCUGACGUGUACCAUCGGCUUGAGCGCCACUUUGAUCGCCACCAUCGCCUCCGUGCAGCGCAGGCGACACACGCGCUGCUGCGUGACCACCCAGCCAUCUAUCAAGCCCUGAUGCGUGAUGCGCACGUUGAUUUCCUCGACACGGGCCUGGACCCCAGCACAGCGCACACGCUGCGGCGACCGUCUUUGUUUGCUGCUGGUCACGUCGUGCACGGCAGUCCAAGCCUGAACACGCACCUGCGCUCGCUUGCCGAUACUGGCGAUUACCACACGGUUCACCGCGUGCUGGAAGCCAUGUAUUUCACCCACACCCCCAUCACACCAGCUUGCCUCAAAUCGCUUCUCAAAGCACACAUUGUCGCCACCACCCUGAACUAG